AUAUUUGUAAUCUAUCUCAGAAAUCUAAGUUAAUAUUUAUUAUUUAGAAAUAGCUGCAAGAGAUAAUAUUGGAAUUCUAAAUCAUAAAAUAUCUAGUUAUAUAAAAUUGUUUCAAGUUACUUUUAGUUCCAAAAAUCUUUUCUUUAAUAAUAAUUUUAUUUCAAAAUACAUUUUUUAAAGUAGUUUAUAGAUAAAACACUUUAUUACUGUUGUCAUAAUCAUACUAGGUGCUUGUAUGCAGUCAUGUUUGCAUCAAAUGCAUCGUCAGAUGUUAAGGAGGGACGUACACCUCGAUAUGGAGGAGGACCCCACGGGUUGGGAGAUCCUGAUAGUUAUAAAUUGAGAAAAAUUGAACAAAAUGUUGUAAUACCAAAAAUUGUACGAGAAAGAGCAAAAUAUGAAAAAUGUUCUGAAGAAAAUAAAGUUUUUGGAGAUUGUUGCCUGAAUACCGGAUUUUGGAUGUUUUAUAAAUGCAGAUCAGAAGUAAAAGGAUUAAAUGAUUGCAUGGCCAAGUGGUUUGUUAAUGAAGAUUUUAUUAAAGAAUGUCGAGAUCAAUAUUUACAAGAACGGAGACAAUACAGACUGACUGGAAUUAAAAAAAAUGCAGAAGUACAGAAGAUGAAAAGUUAAAAAAAUUAAAGAUUAGAAAUAACUGACCUAUUUAGUCCUUUAAUCUGUAUAUUUUUGUUUUUAGUCACACAAUAUAUAAUUUUUUUGUGUAAGGUUUACUCAUAUUAACAACA
This is a messenger RNA of Myzus persicae (green peach aphid), 743 nucleotides long. RefSeq names its product COX assembly mitochondrial protein homolog. The transcript has 3 exons. The coding region runs from base 244 to 630 and encodes 128 amino acids. The record is from RefSeq and is a predicted model, not a curated record. NCBI's taxonomy places the organism in Eukaryota, Metazoa, Arthropoda, Insecta, Hemiptera, Aphididae.